Messenger RNA from Sycon ciliatum, 1431 nucleotides. Its product is annotated as serine/threonine-protein kinase SBK1-like. NCBI's taxonomy places the organism in Eukaryota, Metazoa, Porifera, Calcarea, Leucosolenida, Sycettidae. Gene Ontology annotation, molecular function: ATP binding; protein serine/threonine kinase activity. Gene Ontology annotation, biological process: protein phosphorylation; mitotic DNA damage checkpoint signaling. The transcript has a single exon. The record is from RefSeq and is a predicted model, not a curated record. Gene Ontology annotation, cellular component: nucleus; cytoplasm. The coding region runs from base 1 to 1431 and encodes 476 amino acids.
AUGGCGGCAGUGCGACUGGCAUGGUUUCCCGACGAGUCGGAGAAUUAUUUUGUAACUCCUCAGACCUCGGAGGAGGACAUUUUUGUAACACCUCCGACCUCGGAGGAGGACGUUUUGGUAACACCUCCGACCUCGGAAGAGGACGUUUUUGUAACUCCUCCGACGUCGACUGAAUCACCCGCACCGGUCGAAGAGGCAAGCGUCGCUCCUGUUGCAGCGGAGCAGGGCGGUGCGGCUCGAGCAGCAUCUGCGCCCUUCACCGUUACUGUGGAGAAACCGGUCAUACCCGAAGUGUACGCCCCGACGUCGACUGAAUCACCCGCACCUGUCGAAGAGGCAAGCGUCGCUCCUGUUGCAGCGGAGCAGGGCGGUGCGGCUCGAGCAGCAUCUGCGCCCUUCACCGUUACUGUGGAGAAACCGGUCAUACCCGAAGUAUACGCAAACACGAACGCCUCGUGGCUGGCGGAUCAAAUUAAGUCACAGAUGGGAGGCAUUACGCAAGUGUAUACGGGCUCGAUUCACGACGACUUCCAAGUUGAGAGAAACCUGUGGGACAUGACCAGAACGAAAAUAUGCCUGGUCAGAGCAAAGGGGGAGAAUGGUAAGCUCACGGUGAUCAAGCAGCAUAGAUACCAAGAAGAAGAUCGCAUACGCAGCCGAGACAGACUGCUGCGUGAAAUGGUCAUUCAUAGGAUAGUGGAGGACGACAAUUGCCCGUUCAUCGCGCGCCUUGCAAAUCCACUAUGCCUUUAUCAUUUCAAGCAUGACUCCAGCUACGGCUUCCAAAUGGAGUACUUACCGAAGCGUGACCUGUUCGAAGUAGUCGCCAGCGUCCCGCCGCACGAACGCCUCCGCCUGCUGAGAGAUGCAGCGAAGGGUCUCCGUUACAUUCAUUCACUGGGAAUUGUUCACAUUGACCUCAAAAUGGAGAAUAUCGGCGUGAAUGUUGGACCGAAUAGGAAGCUCAUUGCAAAGCUAAUCGACUUCGGAGCUGCCAAAGUCAUAGGGCAAAUGAUACGACCUGGAAGACACAUCGGCAACACAUGGCAGUACACUUGUCCGGAAUUAACCUGCGGAAAGCCGGGUGAACUCACUGAGCUUAGUGCAGCCACCGACAUGUGGUCCUUCGGGGUCCUGACAGUGUGCGCUAUGUCGCAAUAUCAAGAGCCUCCGUGGAAAUUAGCCUCCUUGACCGACCGGGAUUUCGACUUCUUUUUUCACCAUCUCGUUGCCAUCUGGCCACAGUCGUUCCGCUUGGAACCGCCUUCCCUGAGGUUCUCGAAGGACGAGUUCAACCACCUCUCGCCCUUCGUGAAUUUCCUUGUCACGAACCUACUCCGCAUAGACCCGGAACGACGCUUCUGCGCCCGUGCCGUUGUCGAGGUGUUGGAUGAAGAACUACCGUACAUUCUGCCUAGACGCCAGCACUGA